Molecule: messenger RNA, 3237 nt
Organism: Esox lucius (northern pike)
Lineage: Eukaryota; Metazoa; Chordata; Actinopteri; Esociformes; Esocidae
Gene: slc23a1
Product: solute carrier family 23 member 1
Exons: 15
Coding region: 803-2650 (615 amino acids)
Biological process (GO): transmembrane transport
Cellular component (GO): membrane
Molecular function (GO): transmembrane transporter activity
Source: RefSeq, a predicted model, not a curated record
ACUCACUGGUUUGGGUUUGUAUACUUGCUGGUUUGUAUAUUCACUGGUUUUGGUUUGUACCCUCACUGGUUUAUGUAUUAACUGGGUUAUGUAUUCACUGGUUUUUAUACCCACUGGUGCAGAUGGAAGUCCUGUUGUAGAACAUGGAUUCAUGCCUUGGUGCAUGAGGACCUCUUGUGGUUAUUGGGAGUCACAUUUCGUCAACGUCGCUGAACCUGACAGUUGAAGCAGAAUGUAUCACUGGCUCAAUCCUCUGUCAUAAACAGCAUUCCUUACAUUUUUGGCCAGAAGGUCAAUUCCAUGAAAGUAUGUAUUUUAUCUCCCCUUUUAGGCUUUAUGGAACAAACACUGUCAUGAAUCUGUCUUCAUUACCAUGUCUCAGAUUUCAUGAUAUUAAGUAAGAUCAUGCAGUCCUGUUUCUUUACACUUGUAUAAAUGAAACAACCCCUUUUAAGAUGGGAGGAGUUCUCUACCAGGCUUACCAGAAACAUUAUUUCCCCUCAUCGCACCCAAACAAAAAACCUAGAACAGGGUUAGGCAGCUGGGUUUCGUGCUAGGACAAGACUUGUUGACCCCUCGCCUAGAUGCAAUCGCAAUCUCUUGCUAUUUUGACAUAAUGAAAUGCAGAAUUGCUAACCAUUUUACUACAUUUUCAGAUGCCAACCCACUAUCUCUAACCCCUAGUGGUGUUUUCUUGACCCCAGGAUCUGUUUAGAAUUACCGUGUCAGCCUCCCGAUCAGAGUGGGGGUGAAGUCACGUGUGUUGGCUGAAAAGGUGCCUUUUCCCCAAAAGGACCCAAAGAUGAAGCACCCGGAGACACAACCCGAGCACAAGGGGCGUGAUGUCCAGACUCAGACAGAGGGCCUGGAGCAGGGUCCAGAAGGAGGGAAACUGGAGGCAGAGAUGCAGCAGCAGUCGGGCUUUGACAUGAUCUACACUAUAGAGGAUGUCCCACCAUGGUAUCUCUGUAUUCUACUGGGCCUGCAGCACUACCUGACAUGUUUCAGCGGCACCAUCGCUGUGCCCUUCCUAUUGGCUGAGGCCAUGUGUGUUGGACAGGACCAGUACACCGUCAGUCAGCUGGUGGGAACCAUCUUCACCUGCGUGGGAAUCACCACACUCAUACAGACCACAUUCGGUGUCAGGUUACCUCUGUUCCAGGCUAGUGCUUUGGCCUUCCUCAUCCCUGCCCAAGCCAUCUUAGGGCUGGAAAGAUGGAAAUGCCCUCCUGAAGAGGAGAUUUAUGGGAACUGGAGUCUUCCUCUGAACACUUCCCACAUCUGGCACCCAAGGAUAAGAGAGAUUCAGGGGGCCAUCAUAGCCUCCAGUGUGGUGGAGGUGGGCAUCGGCCUGGUGGGUCUCCCUGGCCUCCUGCUGGAUUACAUCGGGCCCCUGACCGUCACGCCCACCGUGUCUCUCAUUGGCCUGUCGGUCUUCCAGACCGCGGGGGACAGAGCUGGCUCUCACUGGGGCCUCUCAGCACUGUGCAUCUUCCUAAUCGUGCUGUUUGCUCAGUACCUGAGGAACUGGGCUUUUCCUUUCCCUACCUACAACAGAAAGAAAGGCUUCGGCACCACCAGGGUCCAGAUCUUUAAGAUGUUCCCGAUCAUCAUGGCCAUCAUGGUGGUGUGGUUGCUGUGUUACAUCCUGACCCUGACCGACGUGCUGCCCAGCGACCCCAGGCGCUACGGACAGAAGGCCCGCACCGACGCGCGUGGUGACAUCAUGACCCUCUCGCCUUGGUUUCGAGUACCCUACCCCUGCCAGUGGGGUUUGCCCACAGUCACCAUUGCAGGAGUGCUGGGCAUGUUCAGUGCCACACUUGCUGGAAUUGUAGAGUCAAUUGGGGACUACUAUGCCUGUGCCCGCCUCUCAGGGGCACCCCCGCCUCCUAUCCAUGCCAUCAACAGGGGCAUCUUUAUAGAAGGUGUGUGCUGUGUAAUAGCUGGGCUGCUGGGAACAGGAAAUGGCUCCACCUCCUCCAGUCCCAACAUUGGAGUCCUGGGAAUCACUAAGGUUGGCAGCAGGAGAGUGGUGCAGUAUGGAGCAGCCAUUAUGCUGGUUCUAGGAACUGUGGGGAAAUUCACUGCCCUAUUCGCAUCGCUGCCUGAUCCCAUUUUAGGUGGCAUGUUCUGCACGUUGUUUGGCAUGAUCACGGCUGUGGGCUUGUCCAACCUGCAGAGUGUGGACCUCAACUCCUCUAGGAAUCUCUUUGUCCUUGGCUUCUCCAUGUUCUUUGGCCUAAUGCUGCCCAACUACCUGGAUUUGCACCCAGGAUGCAUCAAAACAGGUGUGGCGGAGUUGGAUCAAAUUAUCACUGUGCUCCUGACCACAGAGAUGUUUGUUGGAGGCUUCCUGGCCUUUGCCCUGGAUAACACCAUCCCAGGCACAAAGAAGGAGAGGGGGCUGCUGGACUGGAAGGCGGAUGAGAGUGGGGGAAGCUCUGUGAACAUGGAUUCCUAUGACUUCCCCAUCGGCAUGAGCUGCGUUAGGAAGGUCAGCUGCCUGCGCUACUUUCCCAUCUGCCCCAGCUUCCAGGGCUUCAGGCAACGCAUACGGACGGACGACGUGCAGGAAGACACAGACGCAGAGUUAAGGAAAAGUGUGCGCAUGGACACGACAAUUACCGUGGCCUGCACCCGAGUAUAGUGCCUCUCCACCGAUUCAUCUUCUAGACCUUCUUAUGGGUUUUCGUAGGGGAGUGUUUUUCGCAGUUAUUUAUUGUUUUGGUUACUUACGGCUGUAAUCGGCUGUUGAAAAUCAGGAGCGUGUGCAGUCAGAUGAGUGAGUGGGAAUGGUGGUGAUGUUGUGAGGCCAUAAUUAAUUUCUCAGACCGGGCUAUUAUUUAUGAGAGCACAUUGCUCACCACAUUGAUUUAGGAUGUUUGGUAUGUUGUCCCGUUUUCUUGUUCACCAACACCCUGGGGGUUUAUAAGCAUUAUGUUUCUAUGAUCUGUGUGCUGAAGAACAGUGAGGCAAGUAUAAAGACAAAUCCUUACAUUGUUGUAGCCUGUGUCAGAAGAAGCAGACAGAACAUUAACAGUGGUUAUUUAUUAAGGCUUUAUUGUGUACAAAAUAAAGAAAUAAUGUUAAUUUAUCUCUUCUGAUGAUCUGAAGUCAAACCAAUGUGUGGUAAUGCAAAACGUAUAAAACAAAAGUAUAAUUGAUUAAAACAUCCCUAUUUUUAAUGUAAGAUGUUUGUUUACAUUUCUUUGUGUUAUAAUAAAUUGAGUUGGA